Solanum verrucosum is the source of this 2193-nucleotide messenger RNA. RefSeq lists its product as uncharacterized. The record is from RefSeq and is a predicted model, not a curated record. The transcript has 5 exons. The coding region runs from base 31 to 1569 and encodes 512 amino acids. Lineage: Eukaryota; Viridiplantae; Streptophyta; Magnoliopsida; Solanales; Solanaceae.
UCCUCCGUCUCCGAUAUCGUUUCAGAUAAAAUGCUUCAGUUAUUUCUAUCUCAACCAUCUUGGAAGGAAAAUGCAACUGACGAAUCAGUUGAGCAGAGAAAAGCUCUUCUGAAUGAGCUAGAAUCAGUCAUCUGGUCACUGAUGUUGGUGGAAGGGCGAUCUGAGUGUCGGCUUUGGCUUUCUAAUGCAGUCGCAGAGAUGAGGUCUAUAACACCACGUAAUCAACGCGAGUUAUUCAUGACUUUAUUGAGGUCUAAGCCUCUAAAACAGCCCUUAGUUGGACAACUUCUACAAUUGCUUUUCCAGAAGGAACCUCAGAAAGCAGGGCUUAUCAUUGCAAAGAAAUGUUUUUUAUUAGAAAAUUUCUUCAAAGGAAACAGAAAUCGUAUUUUGCAGUGGUUCUCUAAUUUUGCUAGUAGUGGUUAUGUGGACCAUACAAAGGGGGCUAAGGCACUGUCCCAGUUUGCUUUUGUGAAUAGAGACAUAUGUUGGGAGGAACUCGAGUGGAAGGGGAAACAUGGGCAAUCACCUGCAAUGGUUGCCACUAAGCCUCACUAUUUUCUUGAUCUGGAUGUCGAACGAACAGUGGAGAAUUUUCUUGAGUAUGUUCCUGAAUUUUGGUCAUCUAAGGAAUUUGCCGAGUCACUAAGAGAUGGUGAUAUUCUGACCAUUGAUAAUAAUUUUUUUAUCAAUAUGUUUGUUGACUUGAUGUACAAGGAUAAUUUGAAAGAAGUAUGGGAAAUUAUAGAUGAGUUUCUGAUUGAGCAAUCUUUCUCUUUCUUAUGUCAACACCUUCUCAUCAUUCUUGAGGAACAAGAUCUAAUGGUUUUCUUGGAUUUACUCCAAAGUUAUGUUAAACCAAGCUUGCAAAAGAAGAAUUGCCAUGAUUCUCUUGAUCAAGUGCUGAAGAUCAUCCUCUCCAAGUGUGAUGGCAAUAAUUCUCUUGAUCAGUUGCUUCUCUUGAAUGCAGUUGCUACUCAAAGUCGGCAGCUUAUACGAUUUAUACGUGAAGAAGGUAGUCAGGAGCAAAAGGAGAAGGUUAAGCAUGUUGUUUUCCAAAUUUGUAAACCAACAAACCCUAAAGAUACAUUUACACCAAUUCUGAGGGAAUGCUUCAGAAGAAAAUCUUUAGAGACUAUCAAAUGGUUGGGACUGCAGUCUUGGGCUUUCUGCUGUUACUUAUCUGAGGAUUUCAGAAAUUCCAGUUCCUGGGAAAACUUAUUUGUUUGCAACAAUAUAAGCUUCCGCAAAUCCAAGAGUUAUCCAAUAUUAGAUCAUGAUCAGCUUCUGGAAGAAAGUGAGUCUGAGCAGGACAAUAGAUCAGCCAGAAAUAAGCGCAAGAAAAGGCAAAAACACAGAAAGAAAAAGAGAAGGGAUAUUGACUUUGAGGAAUUAAAUGGGGAUGAAUUUGCCGAUGUAAUUACAAAUCGACUGGAGUUGCAUUCGACAUCUGGUGACUGGUUGCUUUCUACUGAUGGGUAUUCUACUACUUGGAGCAGCGUGGACCUACCUGAGCAUAUAUCAAAACAUUGCUUCUUCACGUGGAUGAAGUGGGUUUUUACUGAAUGAAUAGAUGAUUAUUCACUCUUCGCAUGGAGUUGUUAUGAUACGACAAAAAGAUUAUGGUCAUGUGCUUUCUGCAUGCACCUUCUGAUGGAAGAAUUUGAAGGUGGAUUGGACAAGUAGCACGAGUGCCGGUUCUUGAUUUAUCACUCUGGUUCUAUGUAGAGGAAGAAUCUGUUAAAAUGGUUUUGUUCUACGUGAUUGCAACUUUCUAUUUCCUUACCUUGGAGUCCUGCCUUGUAAGUCAAGUAUCUGCCCAAGUAGUGAUUGUAAAGGUAACGGUGAGUAUGUGGACAUUGCAGGUUUAAGGUCAGGUUCUUCCUUGGCUGCUUAUGUGCUUCAGGCUCAGCCUAAUAUCCCUUUCUUCCUACCAAGUCUCUAAUGGGCAGAGUUCCUUUAUUACAAUUUGCCGGUGCCCAGGAAAUCCGGAAGUUUCUUUUCCAUCUAGUUUAGGUAACAAUUAAAAGUUUACAACUACUUCUGCAGGGCCUUAUAAACUUGAAAACAAGAAAAUAAUUAAAUUGGCCAGCUUUGACUCCUUUAGAUUGUAUUCUGACUGCACUCAAUUCACCUCUAGAUUCUUCGCUUUCUGUUGAUCUUGAUUAAUUAGUUCAAAUUUAGUUUUUUUUU